CUUGACUGUCGCUCCAGGUAUUUGAUAAUUCUUUUAUUUUUUAUCUAUUUUUUUUCUGUUGUAUUAGCUUGCUUCAAAAGACAUCUUGGUAUUAAUUUAAGCUAUUACGAUUGGUUUCUUCCAUUACUUUUUUCCCCUAUCAUUUGAUGAUAUUUCUUUCUUUCAGGGCAUAUAGACCAUUUCUGUGUCAUACACCAACAUUAUAUGCUGUUUCUCCUUAAAUUAUAUAACUAGCUGCUUUCCUAAAUACGAGCUCUUUUUCCGUUCGUCUUUCUUUUUUGUAGUUUGCUUAAAGUAUAUGGGAUCGCUAUGUUGUAAAGAAGAACCUGUUGACUUGUUGAGCGAAGUUGAGCUUUCGCAUUUUAUAUUGCUAAGAUCAGUAGGAAAAGGCGCUUUUGGUAAGGUUCGCGUUGUUCAACACAAAGGCACAAAAAAGUUAUAUGCACUCAAGUACAUCAACAAAGAAAAAUGCAUUGAUAUGAAUGCUGUAGCCAAUAUUAUUUCAGAACGAAAUUUGCUAGAAUCGAUUGAUUACAGCCUCAUUGUAAAUCUACGUUAUGCGUUUCAAGAUGAUGAAAAUCUAUUCAUGGUAUUGGAUCUCAUGCUAGGUGGUGACUUGCGCUUUCAAUUAGAUCAAAUGGGGACUUUACCAGAGAAAUAUGUCCAGUUUUAUGCUGCUCAGUUAGCAUUGUGCUUAAAUCAUUUGCACAGUCAGCAUAUUAUUCAUAGGGAUAUAAAACCAGACAACAUUCUUUUAGAUGAGAGAGGGCAUGCUCACCUGACAGAUUUUAAUAUAGCAGUUCGAUUGACAGAGAAAAGAAAGUUUCUUACUUCUAUUGCCGGUAGCUUAGCCUAUAUAUCACCUGAGAUACUGAAGAAGCAAGGCUAUUCUUACUCUGUCGAUUGGUGGUCUUUAGGCAUUGUUAUUUAUGAGCUUUUAUACGGCGAGAGACCGUUUCGUGCUAAAUCAAACGAAGAACUUCAGAAACGGAUUAUUUCCAGUCCAAUCGACUUUCCUAAAGAACCAAAAGUUUCCCCUGAAGCAAUCAAUUUUGUACAAGGAUUGUUAACAAGGGAUGUUGAGAAAAGGUUAGGGGUAGGAGAUAUAGGCUUUAAGCAGUUGAAAACACAUCCUUGGCUAAAAUACAUGUGCUGGGAUAUUUUGUCAUCGAAGGCAAUUGGUGCACCAUUUGUUCCAGAUGGGAAAAAGUCCAACUUUGAUCCAACACACGAAUUAGAAGAGGUCUUUUUAGAAGAAAAUCCGCUUAAAGUUAGACAAAGACAAACAAAGAAAAAGGCCUCGAGUGACGACAUGACAACACUAGUAUCUAUGGAUGAGAGACAGUUGCUCGAGCAAAACUUUCUUUCAUACGAUUACACAAAAUCUGAAGAGAAUGAAAAGAGAUGCAGAAGAAAGGCAAGUGGUGCCACAUCAAGCAACUUACUAAGAGAAAAAAUAGAAAGACAAUGCAGAUGGGAAUGGUUCUGGAUUAGUGGAAACGUAUGCAGAUCAUGAUAAUUUGAGAAAAUCGCCUAAUACGGCUUUUGUUGUAUGAUGCACAACGAAGCACCUUCUCCCUUUUUUCAAUAGACAGUGUGCUUCUAUCUCAUUGUCGAGUUCAAAUAAUACUGUUUUACAUGUCCGUUUUUGUGCAUGUGUGACCUGUUAUUAUUCAUUGCUAAAUUCAUUUUCACUAAAGCACAGAGGUUUAGAAAUAGUUGAUUUUACACUUCAAAUUCAGACGAUGAUAGUUUUUUCUGGACGAAUCAAAAUUAAUUUCCAGAUGUUUAACUUGCCUAUUUUGGACGAAGUAAAAAUGG
Gilbertella persicaria is the source of this 1821-nucleotide messenger RNA. RefSeq names its product kinase-like domain-containing protein. NCBI's taxonomy places the organism in Eukaryota, Fungi, Mucoromycota, Mucoromycetes, Mucorales, Choanephoraceae. The record is from RefSeq and is a predicted model, not a curated record. Gene Ontology annotation, molecular function: ATP binding; protein serine/threonine kinase activity. Gene Ontology annotation, biological process: intracellular signal transduction; peptidyl-serine phosphorylation. The transcript has 5 exons. The coding region runs from base 299 to 1516 and encodes 405 amino acids.